GUACAGCGUUGCAACCGUAAGGUCCAGGGCUGUGCAGUGUUUCCUUCCGGGAAUCUAUUUCCGUUGCCAUCCAGUCUCUCCGGGAAUCUGUUUCUUUGACCAGUGACCGCCAGGAGCAAUCCUCCAACCAUGGCCAACUUAAGCUCCGAUCCGUCCUACAUAUAUCUGUGGGGAGAUGAAGAUAAGAUGCUCAAGAUUCGCAAUGAGCCCUUCGAUCCGAAGAAGGCGUGCUUCGUUCCGGAUCCGGAAGAGGUGUUCGUCAGGGCGGAGAUCCAGUCCAUCAAAGACGACAUGGUCACGGUCAAGACGGCCAACGGGAAGACCGUGACCGUGAAAAACGAGCAGACGCAGCAGAUGAACCCGCCCAAGUUCAAUCUCAUGGAGGACAUGGCCAACAUGACGUACCUGAACGAGUCGUCCGUGUUGAACAACCUGAGAGAGCGCUAUUACAACACCAUGAUCUACACGUACUCUGGCCUGUUCUGCGUGGUGAUCAACCCGUACCAGCGGCUGCCCAUCUACACGGACUGGGUGGUGAGCCAAUACAAGGGCAAGAGGAAGACUGAGAUGCCUCCUCAUCUGUUCGCCGUGGCUGACUGUGCCUACAGCAACAUGCUGCAAGAGCACGAGAACCAGUCCAUGUUGAUCACCGGCGAGUCUGGUGCCGGUAAGACUGAGAACACGAAGAAGGUUAUCUCCUACUUCGCCCUGGUCGCUGCCCUGGGCGGUCCCAAGAAGGACGAGGAAGGAGGGAAAAAGAAGGCGACCCUUGAGGAUCAGGUCGUGCAGACCAACCCUGUCCUCGAGGCCUUCGGUAACGCCAAGACCACCAGGAACAACAACUCCUCCCGUUUCGGUAAAUUUAUCCGUAUCCACUUCGGAUCCAACGGAAAGCUGGCCGGUGCCGACAUUGAGGGCUAUCUACUGGAGAAGUCCCGUGUGAUCUCGCAGCUUCCCGCGGAGCGUGGGUACCACGUUUUCUAUCAGCUGCUGUCCCAGGCCUUCCCGCAGAACCUGGAGCAACUUCUUCUUGCUGGUCAUGGAGCAAAGGAGUUCAAGUUCUUGGCUAUCGGUGAAACCACUAUUCCGACCAUGGACGACAUGGAGGAGAUGAAGCUGACCGACGAGGCGUAUGACGUGCUGGGCUUCACGCAAGAAGAGAAGUUCAACGUGUACCGUCUGACGGCCGGCAUCAUGCACUUCGGCAACAUGAAGUUCAAGCAGAGGCCGCGCGAGGAGCAGGCCGAGUGCGACGGCACGGAGGCUUCGGAGAAGACCGCCCAUCUUUUCGGCGUGCCGAGCUCUGAGCUGCAGAAAGGCCUGUUGAAGCCUAGAGUGAAGGUCGGCAACGAGUACGUCACCAAGGGACAGAACUCCGACCAGUGCACCUACGCUGUGGGUGCUUUGGCCAAGGCCAUCUACAACAGGUUGUUCUUCUGGCAGAUCAAGCGCCUGAACAAGACCCUGAUGUCCCCCCUGCAGAGAUCCUACUUCAUCGGUGUGCUGGACAUCGCUGGCUUCGAGAUCUUCGAUUUCAACACGUUUGAGCAGCUCUGCAUCAACUUCACCAACGAGAAGCUGCAGCAGUUCUUCAACCAUCACAUGUUCGUGCUGGAGCAGGAGGAGUACAAGAAGGAAGGCAUUGAAUGGGAGUUCAUUGAUUUCGGUAUGGACUUGGAGGCUUGUAUCGCUCUCAUUGAAAAGCCCUUGGGCAUCCUGUCAAUCCUGGAGGAGGAGUGCAUGUUCCCCAAGGCUACGGACAAGUCCUUCAUGUCCAAGUUGUACGACAACCACCUGGGCAAGUCCCCGAACUUCCAGAAGCCGAAGCCGUCCAAGUCCAAGUACGAGGCUCACUUCGCCCUGGCUCACUACGCCGGAACGGUGCCGUACAAUGUGAACAACUGGCUGGAGAAGAACAAAGAUCCAAUCAACGAGACGGUGGUGCAGUGCUUCCAGAAGUCGAACAUGCCGCUCAUGGUGCUGCUCUUCGAGGACUUCACCACCGCGGAAUCUGCCGGCAAAGGCGGUGGUGGAAAGAAGAGUAAGAAGAGUUCGGCUUUCCAGACUGUGUCCUCCGUGCACCGGGAAUCGCUGAACAAACUGAUGACUACUCUGAAGAACACUUUCCCCCACUUCGUGCGCUGCAUCAUCCCCAACGAGAAGAAGGCGGCAGGCGUGAUCGACUCGGUGUUGGUGAUGCACCAGCUGACGUGUAACGGUGUACUUGAGGGCAUCAGAAUCUGUAGGAAGGGUUUCCCUAACAGAACUCCGUAUGCUGAGUUCAAGCAACGAUACCAGAUCUUGGCUCCGGCCGUGUCGACCUCUGCCUUCAUGGAGGCUAAGGAAGCGGCCAGGAUUAUCCUGGAGUCCAUCAACCUGGAGAAGGCGCGUUACGCCAUCGGCCACACCAAGGUGUUCUUCAAGGCCGGUACUUUGGGUUUCCUGGAAGACGUUCGAGACGAACGCUUGAGUCAAAUCAUCAAGAACAUCCAGGCACGUGCUCGGGGCAGGCACAUGAGGAGCAAGUUCGUCAUCAUGGUCGAACAGAGGGAAGCUAUGCUCUGCCUGCAGCGUAACAUCCGCAAAUGGCUCGGUCUGCGCAACUGGAUGUGGUGGAAGCUGUACACUAAGAUCAAGCCCAUGCUGCAGGGCGCACGCGCAGAGGAGGAGAUGAAGAAGAAGUUGGAGGAGCUUGAGGUGAUCGUGGAGAAGGCGGAGAAGGAGGAGAAACUGCGCAAAGAGCUGGAGCAGAAGCUGAACGCCCUCACCAAUGAGAAGAAUGAUCUCGUCAUCCAGUUGCAAGCCGAGCAAGACGUGGUGUCCGACUCGGAGGAGCGUAACGCCAUGCUGAUCAAGAGUAAGGCGGACCUGGACGCACAGCUGGAGGAGAUCAAGGAGAAUCUGGAGGAGGCAGAGGAGAACAACCAACAGCUGAACCACACUCGCCGCAAGCUCGAGAACGAGGUGAGCGAGCUGAAGAAGGAUGUCGAAGAUCUCGAGAGGAACCUCGCCCGCUCGGAGAAGGACAAGCGCGCUGUGGAAGACAAGGUUCGCGUGAUGGGCGAAGAGUUAGCUGACAUGGACAACACCAUCAAGCGUCUGACCCGCGAGAAGAAGAAACUCGAGGAAAUCCAAGCGCAAACCCUGGAUGACCUUCAGUCGGAGGAAGACAAGACCAACCACUUGAACAAGCUCAAGGUCAAGCUAGAGCAGCAGAUCGAAGAGCUGCAAGACAUGCUGGAUGCUGAGAAGAAAGUCCGCUCUGACGCCGAGCGGGCGAAGAAGAAGCUGGAGGCGGACCUGAAGCAGGCUCUGGACAGCCUUGGGGAGCUGGAGAGGCUCAAGGUGGAGCACGAGGAGAAGCUCAAGAAACGCGACUUCGAGCUUAGCGCCGUUCAGAACAGGCUGGAGGACGAGUUGAGUAUGGUGGCACAGCUGCAGAAGAAGAUCAAAGAGCUCACGGGCCGCACAGAAGAGCUGGAAGAGGAACUGGAAAAUGAGAGAAACGCCAGGGCCAAGGUGGAGAAGUCUCGCAAUGACAUCUCGCGAGAGUUGGACGACCUCGGUGACCGUUUGGAAGAGAGUACUGGACAGACAAUUGCCCAGGUUGAGCUGAGCAAGAAGCGUGAAGUUGAGCUGGUGAAGAUCCGCCAAGACUUCGAGGAGGCUAAGAUCGCGCACGAGGGCCAGCUGGCGGCCAUGCGGAAGAAGGCCGGCGACAGCUACACGGAGAUGAGUCAACAGAUCGAGAACCUGCAACGCGCCAAGGCCAAACUCGAGAAGGACAAGAACACCCUGCGUCUGGAGGUCGACGACAUGUCGGGCAACUUGGAGCAGAUCACCAAGCAGAAGGUGAACUUUGAGAAGUUGAACCGUAACCUGGAGGAAAACCUGAACGAGGCCAAUAUCAAAGUUGACGAGCAGAGCAGACAGCUACAGGAGUUCUCGGCCAUGAAGAGCCGCAUGCUGGCCGAACACAAUGAUGUCGUGCGCAACCUGGAGGAGGCCGAGAGCCAGUCCAACCAGCUCAGCAGAACCAAGAGCAUGCUGAUGCAACAGAUUGAGGAGCUGAAGCGCCAGCUUGAGGAGGAGACCAAGGCCAAGAACCACCUGUCUCACCAGCUGCGCGCCUCCCAGCACGACUGUGACACCUACCGCGAGCAGCUGGAGGAGGAGCAGGAGGCCAAGUCUGAGAUGCAGCGAGCUCUGUCUAAGGCGCACACAGAAGUCGCCGCCUGGAGGACCAAGUACGAGACUGACGCCAUCCAGAGGACAGAAGAACUGGAGGAGGCCAAGAAGAGACUGGCACAGCGUCUUCAGGAAGCUGAAGAAAAGGUGGAGAUCUCCAACUCCAGAUGCAGCAGCUUGGAAAAGACCAAGAACAGACUGGCUGCUGAGAACGAGGACUUGAUGAUUGACGUUGAGAAGGCAAACAGCAUCGCGGCCCAGCUGGAGAAGAAGCAGCGCAUGUUCGACAAGAUCGUGUCCGACUGGAGGGUCAAGUGCGAGGAGAUGGGGGUCGAGAUGGAAGAACUCACCAAGGAGAACAGGACCCUCAACAACGAGCUCAUGAAACUCAAGACGGCCUACGAGGAGUCCUUCGGAGCACUGGAGGAGCUGAAGAAGGAGAAUAAGGCGCUUUCAGACGAGGUCCAUGACAUAAGUGACCACCUCUCCGAGGCGACCAAGCAGGUGCACGAGAUGGAGAAGACCAAGAAGCGAAUUGAAGUGGAGAAGGAGGAGAUGCACACUGCUCUAGAGGAGGCCGAAGGCGCGCUGGAGGUGGAGGAGGGCAAGGUCCUCCGCCUGAACCUGGAGCUCUCUCAGGUCAAGUCCGACAUCGACCGGAGACUAGCAGAGAAGGAGGAGGAGUUCGAGACCACACGCAAAAACCACGCAAGAUCUAUCGAGAGCCUGACGACCUCCCUGGAGGUGGAGAGCAAGGGUCGCGCUGAAGCCAUCCGCCAGAAGAAGAAGAUCGAGUCGGACCUGAACGAGGUGGAGGUCCAGUUGGACACGGCGAACAAGGCCAACUCUGAGGCUAGAAAACUACUGGCCAAGUACACCAACCAGCUGCAGGAGAUGCAGGUCCAGCUUGAUGACGAGCAGAGGGCAAAGGAGGAGCUCCGUGAGCGCUGCAGCACGGCUGAGCGCCGCGUUAACAUGUACACCUCCGAGCUGAACGAGCUGCGCGCGCAGAUGGAGAUCGCCGAGAGGAACCGCAAGAUCUGCGAGGCGGAAGUCAUGGAGGCCACCGAGAGGCUGAAUGAACUGAGUACCCAGAACGCUGCCCUGUCGGCCCACAAGCGGAAGCUGGAGGGCGAGCUGCAGCAGAUGGGGAAUGAGCUGGAGGAGACCCAGAACGACGCCAGGCAGACCGAGGAGAAGGCCAAGAAGGCCAUCGCUGAUGCCAGCCGCAUGGCGGAUGAGUUGAGGCAGGAGUCCGACAAGGUCACCCAUCUAGAGAAGGUCAAGAAGAACCUGGAGGAGAACAUCCGGGACUUCCAGCGUCGUCUGGACGAAGCUGAGACCAUCGCUCUGAAGGGCGGGAAGCGUCACCUGCAGAAGCUCGAGACUAAGAACCACGACCUGGAGGCAGAGCUCGACGCCGAGCAGAGGCGCCACCAGGAGACCCUGAAGAACCUGAGGAAGAACGAGCGCCGUCUCAAGGAGAUGACCUUCCAGUCGGACGAGGACCGUAAGAACCAGGAACGUCUCCAGGAGCUGGUGGAGAAACUGCAGAUCAAGAUCAAGACGUACAAGAGGCAGUCCGAGGAAUCGGAAGAGAACGCCAACGUGAACCUGGCUAAGUUCCGUAAGGUGCAGCACCAGUUGGAGGAUGCCGAGGAGCGCGCCGACAUCGCCGAGAGCGCCCUUGCCAAGCUGAGGGCCAAGUACCACAGCGGGAACCCCGCAGCGGGAACCAAGAAGUCCAAGCAGGACGAGUAGAGGAGCACAUUUGGAAGUACUUUCUCUCAUCUUCACUCCUCAUGAACGACUCGUAAACGACCCAGGAACGACGGACGUAAAUAAGUAAAAACAAGCAAAACAAAACAUCUACAAUCGAAGAUACAUAACAAUGUACAAGGACAGAUAAAUCACCGUUGUUGAGAUACGGUGUUGUUCUUUUAACAAUUUUGAUUGAUAUGAGAGUUGGGAGUGUGUGGUCGACCGUGUUGCUGUAUAACUGUCGCUUUGAUAGCGAACGGUGUUAGAUAUGUAACUGUUUAUUCAAUUCGAUUUGCUUUGUAUUUCUGUUGACACCGUCAUCUCAAACAAACUUAUAAAUAAAUGCAGAGAUUUACAUAUUCAUUGA
Branchiostoma floridae (Florida lancelet) is the source of this 6316-nucleotide messenger RNA. RefSeq names its product myosin-6-like. Gene Ontology annotation, cellular component: myosin complex. The coding region runs from base 130 to 5949 and encodes 1939 amino acids. The transcript is spliced from 43 exons. The record is from RefSeq and is a predicted model, not a curated record. Lineage: Eukaryota; Metazoa; Chordata; Leptocardii; Amphioxiformes; Branchiostomatidae. Gene Ontology annotation, molecular function: actin filament binding; cytoskeletal motor activity; ATP binding.